Molecule: messenger RNA, 4377 nt
Organism: Apus apus (common swift)
Lineage: Eukaryota; Metazoa; Chordata; Aves; Apodiformes; Apodidae
Gene: XYLT2
Product: xylosyltransferase 2
Exons: 11
Coding region: 28-2604 (858 amino acids)
Biological process (GO): heparan sulfate proteoglycan biosynthetic process; chondroitin sulfate proteoglycan biosynthetic process
Cellular component (GO): membrane
Molecular function (GO): protein xylosyltransferase activity
Source: RefSeq, a predicted model, not a curated record
CCGCCCCGCGGAGCGAGGCCCGCGACGAUGGCGGCCCCGGGGCGGGCGCGGAAGCUGGUCCGGCGGUACCGGCUGGCGGUGGCCACGGCCCUCGCCAUCCUCCUGCUCCAGGGGCUCGUCCUCUGGAGCUCCGCCGGCCUCGACGAGGAAGGGCCGGCCGAGGAGCGGCAGAAAAAAGCCAGGUUGCCCGAGAGCAGCGACGGCUCCAAGGACUCAGACAGCUCUGCCGGGCGCCGGGGCAGCGCCAGCCGGAGGCACGGGCGGUGGCGGGGCCGGCUGGAUGGCCCCGGGGUGCUGGUGUCCAAGGUGGUUCGAGCCGUGACGGCCAGACACAAACCGGGACGCCGGCUGCCGGCCGCGCCAGACUCCUCCAGCCGGAGGAACCUGACGGAGCUGCACGGGGAGGCCCAGCUGGCUGUCUUCCAGCAGGGUGACACGGGCAGCGUGGAGGGGGCUCCGCAGCCCACCGAGAACAGCUUCACCCCCAAGUGUGAAAUCACGGGCAAAGAUGCCCUCUCGGCGCUGGCCCGGGCCAGCAGCAAGCAGUGCCAACAGGAGAUUGCCAACGUGGUGUGUCUGCACCGGGCCGGCAGCCUCAUGCCCCAGGCUGUGCCUCGCCACUGCCAGCUCUCGGGCAAGGUCAGCCCCGUCAUCCAGUGGGAUGAGAGCCAGCUGCAGCAGCCCCCCCCCAGCAAGCCCGUGCGCAUCGCCUACAUGCUGGUUGUGCACGGCAGGGCCAUUCGCCAGCUGAAGCGGCUCAUCAAGGCUGUGUACCACCAGCAGCACUUCUUCUACAUCCACGUUGACAAGCGCUCCAACUACCUCCAUCGUGAGGCGGUGGAGCUGGCCCGACACUACCCCAACAUCCGUGUGACACCCUGGCGCAUGGUGACCAUCUGGGGAGGUGCCAGCCUGCUGAAGAUGUACCUUCGUAGCAUGAAGGACCUGCUGGAACUGGCUGAGUGGCCCUGGGACUUCUUCAUCAACCUGAGUGCCACUGACUACCCCACGAGGACCAAUGAGGAGUUGGUGAUGUUCCUUUCCAAAUACCGAGAUAAGAACUUCCUGAAGUCUCAUGGCCGAGACAAUGCCAGGUUUAUCAAGAAGCAGGGCCUGGACCGCCUGUUCCAUGAGUGUGACUCCCACAUGUGGCGGCUGGGCGAGCGCCACAUCCCCGAGGGCAUCGUGGUGGACGGCGGCUCCGACUGGUUCUCACUGACGCGCAGCUUCGUGGAGUACGUGGUCUACACUGAGGACCAGCUGGUGUCCCAGCUGCGCCAGUUCUACACCUACACACUCCUGCCAGCCGAGUCCUUCUUCCACACGGUGCUGGAGAACAGUCAUGCCUGCGAGACGCUGGUUGAUAACAACCUCCGAGUGACCAACUGGAACCGCAAGCUGGGCUGUAAGUGCCAAUAUAAGCACAUCGUUGACUGGUGCGGGUGCUCCCCAAACGACUUCAAACCCCAGGACUUCCUCCGGCUACAGCAACUCUCCAGGCCCACCUUCUUCGCCCGCAAGUUUGAGUCGACGGUGAAUCAGGAGGUGCUGGAGAUCCUGGACACACACCUCUAUGGCAGCUACCCCCCCAAUACCCCAGCCCUGAAGGCCUACUGGGAGAACGUCUAUGACCGUGUGGAUGGGCUCAGUGGCCUCAGUGAUGUCACCCUCACCUUCUACACAGCCUUCUCCAGGCUGGGGCUCCACAAAGCUGCAGCCGCGCCGGCAGCAAAGGCCAACAAGCUCUGCAGAUUUGAGCCCCAGGGCUUCCCAUCCAGUGUGCACUUAUAUUUCUAUGACGACCGUUUCCAGGGUUACCUGGUGAUGCAGGAAGUGCAGAAUUUGGCAACUGGACAAAGAGAGUCCCUGGAGGUGUGGAUGAUGCCCCAAGGAGCUCUGAAGCUGGCAGGUCAUGGAGGGCAGGCAAACCGCUUGCAGAACCUUGAGGUGGGCACGGAGUGGGAUCCCAAGGAAAGGCUCUUCCGCAAUUUUGGAGGCUUGAUUGGGCCUUUUGAUGAGCCGGUGGCCAUGCAGAAGUGGUCACGGGGCCCCAACCUGACAGCCACGGUGGUAUGGAUCGACCCCACCCACGUCAUCGCCACCUCCUACGACAUCUCGGUGGAUGCUGAGGCCGAGUUCACCCAGUACAAGCCCCCCCUCAACCGGCCCCUGCGCCCCGGUGUCUGGACCAUCCGCCUCCUCCAGUUCUGGGAGCCCCUGGGGGAGAACCAGUUCCUGGUGGUGCCCCAGACCUUCAACCGCAAGCAGCCUCUCAGGAAAGAUGACAGCAACUGGCUGCACGGCGGUCCCCCCCGCAAUGAGUACAUGGAGCAGAGCUUCCAGGGCCUGGGGGGAAUCCUCAACCUGCCCCGCUCCAAGGAAGCAGAGGAGGAGGCGGCGCGGAAGGCGCAGCUGACGGGCAAGGCGCUGGAGGACUGGGCGGACGCGGCCAUUGGCGCCUUCUGGGCUGUGGCGGAUGUCUGCGGCAACGGCCCUUCUGCCUGUGCCUCCCUGGAGACCUGCAGCAAAACCUCCUGGAGUUCCCUCUCCCCGGACCCCAAAUCAGAACUGGGGCCCGUCAAACCCGAUGGGCGGCUGAGGUAGCAGGAGCAGCCCCUUGGGAGCCAGGAGCGUCCUCCCUCACUGGUGUGAGGGGGGCUCCGGACCGCUGUGCGAUUCGUGCCGUAGUCACUCAAGGAAGAGAGAAUGGGAACCUCCAGGCAGGGGGAAAGGCUCCUGUGGGGUAUUUUGGGUGGAAGUGGAGGCCUGAGCUUGGUCUUGCCCAUGUACCCCAGGAACGGGCACUUCCUGGCUGAGAAGAAUGUGCCAGGGUGCCCAGGAAGAGCUGCUUGUUUGUCACUGCAGGUGUUGGAGCCUCAGGAAGAGUGAUGGAGGAAGGGAAGGCUGGUGACAGGCAGUCUGGACCAACCUAGCACCCUGCCCAGCCCUGGGCUGGAUCCGUGCAGGAUCAGGCCCAGUGUGGCUGGCUGCCCCCCAGGAGGGCUGGUGAGGGUCUCUAGGGACAGGCAGAAGCAGGGUGGUUUGAAGCCUGCUGUGUGCAGAGAGCAGCUGCUGGCCCAGGGCUUGCAUCUCAUCCCCUCCACCCUAGCCCUUUAGUUUGUAUUUUUAUAAAUAUAUAUAUAGAAAUAUAUAUGAUGCAAAGUGCAAUAGAGACAAGACCCCGUGUUUGGCGGGAAGUCCUUGUGUCUCCAUCUCCCCUCAAACUGUAACAUACCUUGUUCUCUUGGGUGUCCUGGUGCUACAGGACAGGGUGCUGGGUCGUUUACAUUUCCCCCCCCCAAUUAGCCAUACUUUGUUAUUGUUAUUAUUUUGCUGUUUCCCCAUUUACCACUGGAGAGCCUCCCCCUCCUGCCCCUCAGGCAGGGUCAGUUGUGGGGUGCUGCCUGCCCUCCAGGGCAGCUGCCCAACUGUGCCAAGUGUUUGGAGCUGCUGGUCUGUGCUGUGUGACAGGGAGAGGGGGCAGCACUGGGGUCACUGUUUGAGCCCACCCAGGUGCUGCAGACCCUGCCACCUCUGUCUCUGCUUCAGCAAAGGGACGCCCUAGUCCUCUGCCAAAAUGCCAUCCAUGGGGGCUCGUGUCCCUCAUCUGUGCUCAGAGAGCUGCCCUGUGCCACAGCCCCUGCAGCCUUUUCCUUUCUCCCGGGUUAGCAGAAGCUCUGGGGAUCUGCUGUGCUUCCCUGGCCAAAACACAAAGAAGCAAGGAUGUGGUUCAGUUGGCUCCAUCCACUCUUGGCUGUGUUCUGCUUCACUCCUCCUCCAGGGAAGCGAUACAGUGAACCAUCCCCUUCCACACCAUCCACCCAGGCUUGGGGACUGUCUGCAAUGUUCCUUUCUCCAAGACUGACACUGCAUAGAGAAAUCUGGGAUUGAUUUUCACCCUGAAAAGACACUUCACAUGUGCCAUCUGGGACUGCAGCAGGAACUUGCCUGAAGCCUGGGAAAGGAUAUUGCCCUUGUGGAGGGCUGGGGACAAUCUGGAGACCCUCUGGCCCAACCUCUCUGCUCAAGCAAGGUCAGCAGGAGCUGGUGUCUUGGGGCUUGGCCAGGUUUUGCUGUCUCCAAAGAUGCGUGCCAUCCUUCUCCUUCCUCCAAAGCCCAAGGGUUCCCUGCUUGCCCAGUCUCCCUGGUUUAAGGAUGCUGGUUGGUUGUAAAAUGGAUGGGAUGGAGACCUUGGUGCAUGAGGGCAUCCCACCUGACCCCUCGUGAGGUGCUCCGGGGCUUGGGAGGGGUGAAGAGAUGCUGUGCAGGGCCUGGCCCCACCACGCGGUGGGACAGCAAACCUCUGUGGUCAGAAGCAUUAUGUAAAGUUGUCUUAAAUAUGCAACAUGGCCCCAAAAUAUAUCUAUAUCUCUACGA